AUUUUCAUUUCCCUACGUCUCCGCCCUCGUUCUUCGACUCCUUCCCCCAUCGCGAAAUUCUGGUACGAAUCGCUUUCAUUUCUCUUUCUGGUUCUCUCUUAACAGACUAGCAAACUCGGAGAUGAUGUCCAUGGAAGGGAUUUUCUGUCUUGAAAUUCUAUCUGGAGUUCAACAACAAGCGCUUGUAAUGGUGGAUCUAAUACCUCUACGGUUUCCAAAAAACUCUAUACAAUCUACACCUCGAUGUUGUAAGUUUAGAGCUUUCUUCUUCUAAGUACAAUAUUUGAACUUGUUCUUCUGUGAAGUCAGGUUUUAAUUCCAGAUUUGAAGAAUUGUCUCUUAAGAUCGCUUCGGUUUCGUUGAAUAUUUUUGUUUAUUCCGUUUUUUAAGUAGUUUAAGGAACGAUGUUUGGUUUUAUUUGUCGCAUUAGCCAUUAUAUUUGAAAUCUGGUGUUGGUAGUGGAAUUCAAGAUUUCUAGGGUUUCAAAUGGUGCUUUUGCUCUGUGACAAUUGAAAUUUGGGGAGUUGAGGUUUUUUAGGGUUUCAUAUGGUAUAGUCUGGAGGAGUUAUUGAAUGGCUGGACGUAGUAGGGAGUUAGGAUUUCUGGAAAGAAAUGGUGUUAUUAGUUUAAAAGAACAGUUGGCGAGAACAACUCUAAGGAAUGUGAGAUUGAAGGGUCAUACGUAUAUUGAGCUUAGGGAAGACAAUAAGAAGGUUAUAUUUUUCUGUGUUUUGUGUCUGUCCCCGUGUUAUAGUGAUUCGGUGCUGCAUGAUCAUCUACGGGGCCAUCUUCAUAAGCAGAUGUAUGAAGCUGCUAAAGCUACCUUGUUGAAACAGAAUCCUUUUCCGUUUAAUGAUGGGAUGCUUUUCUUUCAUAAUUCUUCUGAUGAAGACAAUCAUUUGUCAACUGCAAAUGCUUUAUGUGGGAGGAAUUUGUUGCAAAAGCGGAGUAUUAAUGAAAACAGUCUUGCUAUAGUUACCAUUGAAGGAAAUGUUUCUGAUUAUGAAUUUUCAUCCGAGGAAAGUUUGGAUUCAGUAAGAGGUGAGGAGAGUUUAGAUAUUGAUGAUCUGAUAAUUCCUGAUGUGCUGUAUAAAGAUAAACUUUCUGAUUUAGAAGUGAGAGAAAUUGGUGUUGGAAAAAUUUCCAUUAGGUACUGUGAAAGGGACGGAGUUUCAAAAGGUAUUAGGAAAAUUUGGUGCGAAUGGCUUGGGAAAAGUGAUUCAGUUAAUGACGAUGUAAUUCCAUUUCAUGAUUUUGCGGUCGUAUCAUUUGCAUUUGACUGUGACCUGGGAAGAAAGGGGCUGCUUGAGGACUUGCAGGAUAUUCUUUCAUCAAGUUCUAGACCAGCAAUCGUGGGGAAUAAUAAUGCUGAUGGGAAGAAGAGGAAAUCACCAUCUGAUCCUCAAGAUUUUACUGAACCUUUGAGCAACAAUCAAUAUGAAUCUUCUGGGGAAGAAUCUCUGGUGCCUGGUAGUUCUAAUUCAAGGAGUCUUUUAGAUGUAUAUGAUGAUAAAUCACUGCAAUUGAGACUUGUGCCGAGCAAAUGUACGAGGAAAGAGAUCAGGACACGCCAGCGUCUGGCUUCAGAAAGAGUGUGUGACAUCUGCCAACACAAGAUGCUACCUGGGAAAAAUGUGGCUACACUUCUCAACAUGAAGACCGGUAGAAUGGUUUGCAGUAGUAGAAAUUUGAAUGGGGCAUUUCAUGUUUUUCAUAUUUCCUGCCUCAUACACUGGGUCCUCUUGUGUGACUCCGAAGUUUAUACAAAACAACUAGAAGGUCCUGAAGUAAAGAGGAGAUAUAGGCGGAAAAAAGGAGCAAGACUUGAGAAAGUUGUUAAGGAGACAAGAAAACAAAUUUAUUCAGCAUUUUGUCCAGAAUGCCAGGGUACCGGUAUAGAUAUUGACGGAGAUGAACUAGAGAAACCAACCAUCUCUCUUUCUGAGAUGUUCAAGUAUAAGAUGAAAGCUAGUGAUGGGCACAAAGAGUACAUAAAAAACCCUGAAUUGUUGCAGAAUUGCUCAACGGGCUUUGAUUUCCCUUCCCAAUCCAAAGAAGCAAUGCAGGAAAAUGUGUCACCAUUGAAGUUGCUUCGAUUUUAUCAUGCUGCUGCAUAGAGCUUGAUUGGCUGUUUCUCCUAGUUUAUCCGAGUAACCCUCUUCUUUUGUAUACAUGUUAAGAUCAGUAAAUCUUUUACAUGAAACAUGUUAGGUUUAGCUUUAUGUAAAGGUCAAGAUUCUAGUUAAGAUAGAACAGUGUCUUGUUCUAUUGAAGGUAGAUGCAAUUUAAACCAAUUGUAUGAAUGUAAAUGCAUCUGUACAUAGCAUCUAUGCUGAAAACAUUGUUGAAAGCUUUUCAAAUAAAGGAAUUGAACUGCCCUUGACUAACCUUGUAGUUGAGACUUGAUAUGUCAA
Molecule: messenger RNA, 2414 nt
Organism: Cynara cardunculus var. scolymus (artichoke)
Lineage: Eukaryota; Viridiplantae; Streptophyta; Magnoliopsida; Asterales; Asteraceae
Exons: 4
Coding region: 573-2117 (514 amino acids)
Source: RefSeq, a predicted model, not a curated record